Suncus etruscus (white-toothed pygmy shrew) is the source of this 2240-nucleotide messenger RNA. It is a transcript of the gene TMX3, whose product is annotated as thioredoxin related transmembrane protein 3. NCBI's taxonomy places the organism in Eukaryota, Metazoa, Chordata, Mammalia, Eulipotyphla, Soricidae. Gene Ontology annotation, biological process: peptidyl-cysteine oxidation. The transcript has 16 exons. Gene Ontology annotation, molecular function: protein disulfide isomerase activity. The coding region runs from base 152 to 1522 and encodes 456 amino acids. Gene Ontology annotation, cellular component: endoplasmic reticulum. The record is from RefSeq and is a predicted model, not a curated record.
UGCGGUGCGGGAACCCCGGGCCGGUUCCGCCCCGUCCGCGGCUCCAGCGCCCUUUUGCUUCCUUUUCCGGGCGGGCGGGUGCCUGUCGCGGCUCCCCUGCACGUCGCCCUGCCCAGCCUGGCUCGGCUCGGCUCUCGUCUCCUGCGGCGACAUGGCAGCCAGGACGCGCGGGCCCGCGCUGCGACUCAGCCUCUGCGCCGCGGCGGUUUUAUUUGGCUUGGCUUCCAGUAAAGGAAUCGUGGAAGAUUUAGAUGACUCGUUUAAAGAUAGUCGGAAAAGCGACAUUUGGCUUGUGGAUUUUUAUGCACCCUGGUGUGGCCACUGCAAGAAAUUGGAACCAAUUUGGAAUGAAGUUGGUCUUGAGAUGAAAAAUAUUGGAUCUCCUGUGAAAGUGGGGAAGAUGGACGCCACAUCCUAUGCAAAUGUUGCUUCAGAGUUUGGAGUGCGGGGUUAUCCAACAAUUAAGCUACUUAAGGGGGACCUGGCAUAUAGUUACAGAGGACCACGAACUAAAGAUGACAUUAUUGAGUUUGCACACAGGGUGUCUGGGGCACUGAUCCGCCCACUUCCGAGCCAGCAGAUGUUUGAGCACGUGCAGCGUAGACACCGUGUGUUUUUCGUGUACAUUGGUGGAGAGUCCACGCUCAAGGAGAAGUACAUAGACGUGGCUUCAGAAUUAAUCAUCUACACGUACUUCUAUUCUGCCAUAGAAGAUGUGGUUCCUGAGUAUGUGAAGCUGAAAGAGAUACCGGCUGUGCUGGUGUUCAAGGACGGAACCUACUUUGUUUAUGACGAGUAUGAAGAUGGUGACCUCUCGGCUUGGAUUAACAGAGAACGGUUCCAGAAUUACAUUCCCAUGGAUGGAUUUGUCUUGUACGAGCUUGGGGAAACUGGAAAACUCGUGGCAAUCGCCGUCAUUGACGAGAAAAAUUCGUCACUUGAACACACCAGACUAAAGUCCAUUAUUCAGGAAGUUGCAGGGAAUUUCAGAGGCCAGUUCCACAGGGAUCUUCAGUUUGGCCACAUGGAUGGGAAUGAAUAUAUAAAUACUUUGCUCAUGGAUGAAUUGUCAGUCCCAACUGUGGUCGUGCUGAACACUUCAAAUCAGCAGUAUUUUUUGCUGGACCGGCAGAUCAAGAAUGCCGAAGACAUGGUCCAGUUUAUCCACAGCAUUUUGGAUGGCAGAGUAGAAGCCCAAGGAGGUGACAGCAUUUUGCACAGGUUGAAAAGAAUAAUCUUCGAUGCCAAGUCUACCGUUGUGUCAAUCUUCAAGAGCUCUCCGCUCAUGGGCUGCUUCCUCUUCGGGCUACCGCUGGGUGUCAUCAGCAUCAUGUGUUAUGGCAUCUACACGGCCGACACAGAGGCCAGCUACAUUGAGGAGCGCUAUGACCUGGCCAAGGACAUGGACGGCAAUGACCUGCUGGACGAGGCCCCAGAGCAGCACAUGGAGGUGCGGAAUGGGCACCCACCCAUGCCCGCCAUGCCUGAGCCCAAGGAUGAGCUGGAGAAGAAGACGGACUGAACCUGGGCUGGCCCACCACCCUUUGUACAGAACAGACCCCGGUGUUCGCUGCUUGCCUCUUGUCUUUCGCCGAUGUCGACUCUGCAUGGAUCCAAGUCUUCCCUCCCUGCAGCACACCAGGGGUGUGGGGGGCCGGAGGGGGCCGCCAGGGAAGGGGGCCCUCGGACCUCCCUCCACAGCCCCCGCUGCACCCUCUUUUGUUUGCAUGUCUCUGUUGGGUUAGUCUGUGACUCAGCGAAGCCCUGGGCAGCAUAUUUCAUCCGAUGGGUCGGGGAGAAAUGGGUGGACGUGUCUGAUGCGGAAAAGCAACCCUCUACCUCCUCCUCCCGUCCCCUCGCAUGGACCUGGAAGGGAUGAAGGCACUUUAAGGAGAACUGAGAGCUUGUCCCACAGAACCGACUCAGUUGAUGAGAGCAUUGACUCUUGUUCUUUUUAGAACAAGAGUGCUUUGCUUUCUCCAUAAAGGGGAGAAGGAGCCCUUCUGUUCUUACUCCUCCUCUUGGCUGUGUGACCCCCUCUUGUUCCCAGGAGCCUGCAGAAGUGGGGAGAGCUGGUCCUGGGUCUCAUCCGGCCUCUGUCGACAUAGAGUGGAUAGAGUCGGGGUAGGAAGCCAGGCCUGCUAUGCUCGCUCAGGACAGCUGUCCCUGACACCACUGUGGGAAUGAACGAGUUCAGGCCUUGCUAGUCUGACUCCUGAUCUGUGCCCCGAGCCCCCCUU